AUGAAGUUGAGUCGUGGAUCGAAGACGGUGAAGCAGAUGCAGAAGUUUUGGAACAGUGCCAAGACGACUAGCACCGCUUUCCAACAAUACGACGACCCAGGGGCUCCAUUAAGUGCUGUCAUCAAAAGCUUCUCCGACAUCAUUGAGAACGACAACCAGUAUCCGUCAACGGUAAUGCUGAAGAAACAGAUGGUGCUGCUCACGGACUACAUCCCAGUCAACGUUACUGAGGCCAUGAAUGCUCUCACCAGUGAAAAUGAGCAAAAACUCGGAGUGUUCCACGAGCUCAACCUCACAACUGUCAGGCAAGCUGUUAACUUUCCAGUGUACUCAUGCGGAGACGAAAUUAUUCCCCGUUUCCCCAAGUUGGUCUAUCAGGGAAAACCAAUCAAUCGUGAAAGAUUAUUUAUGAUGGAAUUCGAUAGCGGUACGGCACUACAGAUUGUGGAGAGCUCUGCCGCAGGCAAUCUGUGCACUCUUCCUUCCAACAAAAUGCUCAGCGAUUUUGUAACAGUGAAAUUUGCUCACAAUGGUUCCGUGCAUGAACUCGCAAUCCCAUUCCUUGGGAACCAGACCACGGCUUUUGCACAGCAUUGCAUCCAACAUCUUGAUGAGAAA
Molecule: messenger RNA, 618 nt
Organism: Cooperia oncophora
Lineage: Eukaryota; Metazoa; Nematoda; Chromadorea; Rhabditida; Trichostrongylidae
Source: the annotation of a GenBank genome assembly